UUGCAGCUUCGAAUAAUGUCUAUCAAGAUCAACAAUAACCGCGAAGGAAGUAAUAGACGGCGGAUGAUGAUGAUGAGGCUUUUGUUAAAAAAGUUGCAAAAGCGUCUUCCAUUCUUAGCCCCCAGAAAACCUGAUCUAAGCGGCAAUAUUGAGUUUGUUCCUGAUGAUGUAAAGGAAGGUCAUUUUGUUGUUUUUGCGGUUAAGGGUGAGGAAACACAAAGGUUCGUGGUUGAAUUAGGCUACUUAAGCAACCCUGCAUUCUUGAGGUUACUGCAGCAGGCUGAGGAGGAAUACGGAUUCGAGCAAAAGGGAGCGAUUACAGUCCCAUGUUUACCUCAGGAAUUGCAAGAAAUUCUUGAAAACCGAUGCCAGAUUAAUCUUCCUGGUCGUGGAAACUGGGCUACAUGUAAUUCCGGCAUCAUACAGAGUUACUAGCAAGGAGAGUUAAUUCAUGCUUUUACUUGUUUUUCUAUUCUUUGUAGAUCGCCCAUGGCCACUCUAUAUGUAGUUUAGAUAGAUCUUGCUCUAUGUUUUUGA
Molecule: messenger RNA, 537 nt
Organism: Pistacia vera
Lineage: Eukaryota; Viridiplantae; Streptophyta; Magnoliopsida; Sapindales; Anacardiaceae
Product: auxin-responsive protein SAUR50-like
Exons: 1
Coding region: 16-435 (139 amino acids)
Biological process (GO): response to auxin
Source: RefSeq, a predicted model, not a curated record